UUCAAUAGAAGGGUGACAUGGGGGGGGGAUCCCCAUGUCAGUAACAUGUAAUUUUGCCCUGACUUUAAAAGUUGCACUGAGCUAUGGCAACUUCAGCAUGGAAUCUUUAUUAGCCAUUUAAAGGUUGCACUUGUUUUUCUCCAACUAUCAAAGUGGCUGAGCAAGAAAGUCAGUAGGUGGCAUACCUGGCUGCAGCAGAAAUGAAUGAAAGCAUUGCCUUGAAUGAAACCAGGAGCCCUGUGCCCUGGAUUCAAGCAAGCCACUCCCGGAAUUCUUCUCUGGAGCUUUCCUCCACGCUCCCCAUCUUUAUCAUUAACCCUUGGGAUAUUAUGCUCUGCAUCUCUGGGACCAUCAUUGCCUGUGAAAAUGCUAUAGUGGUGGCCAUUAUAUUCUACACUCCCAACCUAAGAACCCCAAUGUUUGUGCUGAUUGGGAGCUUGGCCACAGCAGACCUACUGGCUGGAGUUGGCCUAAUCCUCAAUUUUGUUUUCCAGUAUGUGAUCCAGUCAGAAACCAUCAGCCUUAUUACCGUUGGCUUCCUAGUUGCCUCUUUUACUGCCUCUGUGAGUAGCUUAUUGGCCAUCACAGUUGAUCGUUACCUUUCUUUAUACAAUGCACUGACUUAUUAUUCUGAGAAGACUGUUCUCUGUAUUCAUAUGAUGCUGAUCAUCACCUGGGGGGUUUCCCUCUGCUUGGGACUGCUACCUGUCUUAGGCUGGAAUUGCCUUGAAGAUAAUUCAUCAUGCAGUAUUGUCAGGCCCUUGACCAAAAGUAAUGUGACUUUGCUGUCUUCCUCUUUCUUUUUCAUCUUUAUCCUCAUGCUCCACUUGUACAUUAAAAUCUGCAAAAUAGUUUGCAGGCAUGCACACCAGAUAGCACUCCAGCAGCAUUUUCUGACUGCAUCUCACUAUGUUGCAACCAAAAAAGGAGUCUCUACACUUGCUAUAAUCCUUGGGACCUUUGGAGCCAGUUGGUUACCUUUUGCUAUCUACUGUGUAGUUGGAGAUUCCCACUACCCUGCUGUCUACACUUAUGCCACACUUCUACCUGCUACCUACAAUUCCAUGAUCAAUCCUAUCAUUUAUGCCUACAGAAACCAAGAAAUUCAGAGGUCCAUGUGGGUUCUCUUUUGUGGUUGCUUUCAGUCAAAAGUGUCCUUCCGUUCAAGAUCCCCCAGUGAUGUCUGACUUCUUCCUCUGUGUAGUUCUGCACAAAGUGACAAUCUUUGACUUUUGUAAAUUACAGUGCCUGGUAUGAACCAGAUCCAUGUUGUGAAAUUGUUUGGGGGGGGAUGUUUAAACAGUAGCACUUUAUAUGUGUGUAUUGUUGAGAAUGUGAAAGGUAUGGAGCUUUUGGUUGUGUGAAAAAAAAUACAGUGUGCUUGUAUACAGUGUGGUUGUGCAUCACAUUUGUGGAGGCAUUCCAAAACUACAUAAUUAUAGCACUUUAUUUUUAGCUGCUGAACUGCCAAAACAGUGUUGCCAUUUUUAAAGGGCAGAGAGAGAGAGAAUGAAAGGAAGUGAAAUAUUGUCUGAUUAUUUUGAAAUGUGAGUGAUAAUA
Messenger RNA from Rhineura floridana, 1560 nucleotides. It is a transcript of the gene GPR6, whose product is annotated as G protein-coupled receptor 6. The record is from RefSeq and is a predicted model, not a curated record. The transcript is spliced from 3 exons. NCBI's taxonomy places the organism in Eukaryota, Metazoa, Chordata, Lepidosauria, Squamata, Rhineuridae. Gene Ontology annotation, cellular component: membrane. Gene Ontology annotation, molecular function: sphingosine-1-phosphate receptor activity. Gene Ontology annotation, biological process: G protein-coupled receptor signaling pathway. Bases 201 to 1187 code for a protein of 328 amino acids.